This is a messenger RNA of Synchytrium microbalum, 1920 nucleotides long. RefSeq lists its product as uncharacterized. NCBI's taxonomy places the organism in Eukaryota, Fungi, Chytridiomycota, Chytridiomycetes, Synchytriales, Synchytriaceae. Gene Ontology annotation, cellular component: nucleus. Bases 1 to 1920 code for a protein of 639 amino acids. Gene Ontology annotation, biological process: protein phosphorylation. The record is from RefSeq and is a predicted model, not a curated record. Gene Ontology annotation, molecular function: protein kinase activity; ATP binding. The transcript is spliced from 7 exons.
AUGUUAACUCAUCAUAAUCAUAUAAGUGGAGUCCAUCCAUUAUAUUAUCAGCAGUCAAAUGUGUCGACUUCAACUGCCAAUUCCGCUCGAUCUCCGAUACCCGUUGCUGGAUCUGCUCAGCACUAUCAACAACAGCAACCACCACAACAGCAACGACCGCAGCAAUACUGGGUUGCUAGCAGCGCUGCAUUUCGGACUCAGCCUAUACAAAAGGUGCAAUCCACGUAUCAUAUGAUGCCACCGCAAAACCAGCAACAGCAACCACAAGAUUGCUAUUACACCCAACAACAGCAGCAGCAACAACAACAAGCCGCUUACAUACCAUACUAUGCUCAUCCAAGUAAUAAUGCAAUCAUAAUAGAUGAUUUCCAGUCAAACGAUAUACGUAGGCAGCUCUUCCCCGGACAACCACCCUCAUCAUCAACCUUAAUACCACCAUUCGUCCCAGCCUCAUCAUCCUACUCAAACCAUUCCGAUGAAAGUGUGGUGGAUGCUCUACCAUCCCGACAAUACGUCCAUCCCGUAUCUAUGCGAGGUAGACAAUUGCCUUCUCCGCCACAACACCAUCAAUCUGUUGGACGGAAUGUCGGAAAUGCUCCUAUUGUCAUACAAGAAUCACCAGCACAGCAUCAUCAACGACAGCAGCAAGGCAAGGUGACUCGUCAUGCUGCAGCUGCUGGUAUAAAUAUGGUGCCUGCUAUAUCUACUGCCGCGGUGACUGGUAAAAGAUCUAGAGGUGGUGUUGCAGCUGAGGUUAUUGAUUUGACGAUGGAUACUCCUGAACCAGUCGUCAAAAGACGACGGGUGGAUAAGCAGGCUGUUGGUGCUCCCAUCAUGCUGACUCCUGUUUCUGCCAAGGCAUCGUCCUUUAAAGACUCGGAACAGCAUCAGGACGAUGAGAAUGGAUAUCUUAUUGUGAAAAUCAAUGAUAGUAUACGUAAUGGACGAUAUAAAGUGUUAAAGGUUAGAGGACAAGGAACAUUCGGAAGGGUAGUUGAGGCAUGGGACCGAGAACGAAAAGUACAUGUGGCCAUUAAGAUCAUACGCUCUCAAGCCAAAUUCAAGAAUGCUGCUAGAGGCGAAGUCAAGAUUUUGAAACAUGUUCAGGCAAGAGAUCCUUCCAACAAGAAACAAUGCAUACAUCUACUUGAAGACUUCUUCAUUGGUGAUCAUAUGUGUAUGGUCUUCAACUUGUUGGGAGGUUCCUUGUAUGAUUGUAUGAGAGCAUCUCGAUUCUCGCCAUUUGCAACCCAUCAAAUCCGAGAAUUGGCUCGUCAGAUAUUAGAAGCCACUGCAUUUCUACAUUCAGAAAAGAUUACGCAUACAGAUUUGAAGCCUGAAAACCUCAUGUUGGAUUGUAAAGAGUUUGAGCUUCAGCCACUUUCCAAGAGGACUACGGCUACUCAAAUCGUAUUGCGAGAUACCCGCUUGACUGUCAUUGAUAUGGGCAGUGCCGUAUUUCACGACGACUAUCAUUCUUCGGUUGUAGCAACACGACACUAUCGAGCACCCGAAAUCAUUCUGGGUACUGGGUGGUCUUAUCCUUGUGACAUCUUCGCCAUUGGAUGUAUACUCGCUGAACUAUUCACAGGAUCAGUCCUCGUUCCUACCGUGGACGAAACAACACAUGAAGAGCAUCUCUUCAUGUUGGAAGCAAUAUUAGGAAAAUUCCCAACCCGGAUGGUAAACUCAUCACCCACAUUCUUCCCACGUGGUCGAGUUGAUUAUCCCAAAAACGAUACUCGACACGAAAGAUAUAUGGAUGUAAAAGCUCUUCCACGCCUAGAAAAGACAUUUAGGCCACGAGAUCAAGCUGAACGAUUACUACUUGAUUUGGUCAAGAAGAUGUUGGAUUUAGAUCCUCAAGCUCGACCCACUGCGUCGGAAGCUUUGAGACAUCCAUUCCUUGCAGAAAAGUGA